This is a messenger RNA of Brassica rapa (field mustard), 5218 nucleotides long. RefSeq names its product probable serine/threonine protein kinase IRE3. NCBI's taxonomy places the organism in Eukaryota, Viridiplantae, Streptophyta, Magnoliopsida, Brassicales, Brassicaceae. Gene Ontology annotation, molecular function: protein serine/threonine kinase activity; ATP binding. The record is from RefSeq and is a predicted model, not a curated record. Gene Ontology annotation, biological process: intracellular signal transduction; peptidyl-serine phosphorylation.
AAUCUUAAGAAAACAAUAUCUCUAACAACUUAUCGGUAAAUCAACAAGGCACACAUUAUAUUCACACCAAACAUUCUUUAAAUCCAGAAGGCGUUAACCAAGAAAAACAUGCAUAACAAAAAAAUGAUUUUAUUUUAUUGAAACAAAACAUGCAUAUCGAGUCAUAUUAUUACCUACUACAAAUGUUCAACACAAACUAAGGUUUCGAAUGAUAAAAACAGUUCAAGCAGGACAGAUCAAGCAGAUCAUGCAUAUCAAGCAGAACAAAUGCAGAUCAAGCAUUACAAGUGCAGAUCAAGCGGACAAGUGCAGAUCAAGAGGAUCAUGCAGGAGAGAACCAGAUCAAAUAAUUUAUUAUAACUUAUGAAUGACAAAAUCAGUUCAAAAUUAUAGAUCAUAUAUUAAAACAAUAAAAAUGAUACUUAGAUAUCUAAACAAAUAUCUUAGAUGUUAUAGGAUCGGCCGAAAUGCCUAUAAAUGUUUUAUAAGAUACUUAUACUUUUUUAUUUUCUUAUUUAUAAAAAUUAAAAAUUAUAUGACAAAAAAUAAUAAGUAGAGAAUAAUAAUUUUGUAUUGUUAAAGUUGUAAAUAAAAUAAAAUAAAAAUAUUGUAUUCAUAAAAGUAGAUAAAUAUAUUUUUUAAGUUAUGUGUUGUAACAAAGUUAUUUAUUGACUAAAACAAAAAAAAAAGCAGAUCAACACCACCAAAUGUUGGCGGGUGAGAUCUGACUGCAGAUCUCCUGUUUUUUUUCUACAAAAAGACAAAAAAUAUUGAACUGCAUGCAGAUCUUCCGAUUGAACUGCUUUUACAAACAGAAAAGGGUGAAUGGUAAAUGCAGUGCGGAGAACUGCCUGUACAAGAGAACUGCACUUGUUCUGUUCCUCCAUUCGGACACUAAAAACAAACCACCUCCAGUUUUAAUAAAUGAAAACGUGUAUCAUUAAAAUAGACAAGUGGUUAAAUAAUCUGUCAAAAAAUUAUUAAAUAAGAAAUACUUCAUUUUCUCAUACUUUCUAAUUAUUAUUUUUCCGGGGUGAAAUACUUUUUAAAGUCCUUAAUCCUCAGUCGAAAGUCAUUAACGUUUAAUGGUAUAGUCAAGGUUUCGUCAUUAACAGGUCUGACUAACUUUCUUCCCCUAAAAAGGUUAAAUAGCUUCCCCACUUUUCACAGUUGCGGCCUCUUCUUCUUGUUUGAAACAGCAGAGGUUUGGGCAAAAUCAAAAUCAAAAUCAAAAUCUGAUAUGGUGUUUAAGAAAACGAAGCUCUUCUUCUCCUCGAAGAAAUCAGGAUCUUCCGAUAGCUCCAACAGUCCCCGAUCCGUCGGCUCAAGCUCUCCGAUCGGAUCCGAUAACCACAAAUCCAAAAGCCCUAACUCAACCUCUUCUCCCUUCGCCGCAGUGUUUGAUGGCUUUAAGAAGAAGGAGAAGGAUGGUUCAUCAUCAAAGGCCAAAGAAACCUCCUCCUCCGAUCAAGUUCCCGGAAAAUCUAAAUUGUCAUCUGAGGCGAGUAAACUAACCGCCGAAACGCCUAUCAUGGCCUCGUCUCUAGGUUUGAAUCGAAUCAAGACGAGGUCCGGGCCGUUGCCGCAGGAGAGCUUCUUCAAUUUCGGGGAUGAGAAAGCGGUUCCGAUCGUACCGCCCAAGUUGGGUACUCGUUGGGACUCUGGUUCGAGUAGUAGCAGCAAUACAAAGAAGAAGGAAGCGGCCAAUGUUGAUCGAAGAAGCAAUGUUCCCGCAAUGCCGGCAUUGAGCACUACUGGUCAGCUCAAGGUAACACCUAGCGAUGCUGGCACACCAGAGAAUUCCUAUGAAGUAGAGCCUGAAACCCCUCGUAACCAAGCCUUACUUCGUAUGACCAGUGCUCCAAGAAGGAGGUUUUCUGGUGACAUCAAGAGCUUUUCUCAUGAGCUGAACUCCAAAGGUGUAAGGCCUUAUCCUUUAUGGAAGCCUCGUAGGUCAAAUAGCGUGGAGGAAAUCUUGAAUCUUAUCCGGACCAAAUUUGAUAAAGCCAAGGAAGAAGUAAAUUUGGACCUUGGAGUAUUUGCUGGUGACCUGAUUGAAAUUUCUGAGGAAUAUGCGGAAAGUCAUCCCGAGUGGGAGGUGACAAUUUACGACUUGUUGAUUUUGGCACAGAAAUGUACCAAGUCUACGUCAGGAGAGUUCUGGCUUCAGUGUGAGGGCAUAGUUCAAGAGUUAGAUGAUAGACGUCAGGAGCUUCCCCCGGGCGUGCUCAAGAAGCUUCACACUCGGAUGCUGUUUAUCCUUACCAGAUGUACUAGAUUACUUCAGUUUCAUAAGGAAAGUUGGGGACAGGAGGAAGAGGCCUUACGUCAGUCAAGAGUCUUGCAUUCUGCGGAUAAAAGAGCCCCCACUGGAGAAGUUAGGGAUAGGAAGGGCUUAAAUACUGCCACGGCCUUAAAGAUACCAUCCACCAAGAAAGCUUAUAGUCAGGAGCAGCGUGGUUUGAAUUGGAAAGAUGACUUUGUUAAUCGUCCAUCUCCUCUCUCUUCACCGUACAAUGAAACUUCAAACGAUUCUGAAUCACUUGUAAACAUGGACCGAAUGUCUUCUUGGAAAAAGCUUCCAUCUCCAGCGCCAAAGGGUGUAAAAGAAUCUACAGUAUCAAAAGAGCAGACUGAUAGCAAAACUGAACCUCCAAAGGUAGCUACGAGUGAUGAUAUGGCUGUUUCUAAGGCACCAGACUGUUCUCCCAAAAAAUUGUCUCAUGAACAUAUGACCAAGCAUCGGCACAAUAUUUCUUGGGGUUAUUGGGGGGAUCAGUCAUAUAUUCCUGAGGAAAGUUCAAUUAUUUGUCGUAUAUGCGAGGAGGAUGUUCCAACCACCCACGUGGAAGAUCACUCUAUAGUCUGUGCAUUGGCUGAUAAAUAUGACCAAAAGGGUCUGAGUGUUGAUGACCGGCUGGUGGCAGUUGCUGUAACUCUUGACAAGAUAACAGAGGCCUUUAUACAGAAGGAUAGCCUAGCAGCGGUAGAAAGCCCGGAUGGUAUGAAAAUAUCUAAGGCGAGCUUGACUGGAGAAUCUGAUGUUCUCUCCCCAAAGCUAAGCGACUGGUCGCGGAGAGGGUCCGAGGACAUGCUUGACUGUUUUCCGGAGGCUGAUAAUUCAGCUUUCAUGGAUGAUAUGAGAUGUUUCACUUCAUUGUCAUGCAGAACUCGUUUUGGUCCCAAGUCUGAUCAAGGCAUGACUGCUUCAUCUGGCGGUAGCAUGACCCCUAGAUCUCCCAUUCCAACCCCUAGAUCCGAUCCAGUUGAAUUGUUUUUAGGAGGCAAGGGUACAUUCCAUGACCUGGAUGAUAUUCCACAGAUGACUGAACUUGCUGACAUUGCAAGACGCGCAUCAAAUGCCAUUCCAGAUGGUGAUCGAUCCAUUCGGCUCUUACUUUCCUGUCUUGAUGACUUGAGGGUUGUCAUAGACCGCAGAAAUUUCGAUGCGCUUACAGUAGAAACUUUUGGGACACGCAUUGAAAAGUUGAUACAGGAAAAGUAUCUUCAGCUUCUAGAUGAUGAAAAGUUUGACCUAUCAAGCACCGUAAUUGAUGAAGAUGCUCCUUUGGAAGAUGACGAUGUUAUUCGCAGCUUGAAGACCAGCCCAGUACAUCUGCAUGACCGCAUAUCCAUAGAUGAUUUUGAUGAGAUAAAAGAAAUUAGUAGGGGAGCUUUUGGGAGAGUUCUUUUGGCUAAAAAGAGAACGACAGGAGACCUAUUUGCAAUUAAGGUUCUGAAGAAGGCCGAUAUGAUCCGCAAGAAUGCUGUUGAAAGUAUACUUGCUGAACGAGAUAUUUUGAUCAACGUCCGCAAUCCCUUUGUGGUUCGAUUCUUCUAUUCUUUUACUUCUCGCGAAAACCUGUAUCUUGUGAUGGAAUACCUGGGUGGAGGUGAUUUUUAUUCACUGUUGAAGAAUAUUGGUUGCAUGGAUGAAAGUAAUGCCCGUGUAUACAUUGCCGAAGUUAUCCUUGCAUUGGAAUAUUUACACUCUGAGGGUGUUGUGCAUCGUGAUUUGAAACCUGACAAUUUGUUGAUUGCACAUGAUGGUCAUGUUAAGUUAACAGAUUUUGGGCUCUCCAAAGUUGGUCUCAUCAGCAGCACCGAUGAUCUCUCUGGUCCAGAUUUUGGUGCAUCGUCUCUGUUUCUUGAGGAGAAACCAAAAUGGACAACAUCGGAGCAUGAGUUUGGAAGUCGAGAUAAGCGGUCUGCAGUGGGCACUCCUGACUACUUGGCGCCGGAAAUUCUUCUGGGGACAGGACAUGGUGCAACUGCGGAUUGGUGGUCUGUUGGCAUCAUUUUGUUUGAAUUCAUUGUGGGGAUUCCGCCCUUCAAUGCUGAUCAUCCUGAGCAAAUAUUUGACAAUAUCCUCAACCGAAAUAUACCAUGGCCUAGUGUUCCAGAGGAGAUGAGCCAUGAAGCCCGUGAUUUGAUAGAUCGGUUACUAACGGAAGAUCCUCACCAGAGACUUGGAGCUAGAGGGGCGGCUGAGGUCAAGCAGCACAUCUUCUUUAAAGACAUAAACUGGGACACUCUAGCAGAGCAGAAGGCUGCAUUUGUGCCGGAUUCAGAAGAUGUUCUUGACACAAGUUACUUCCAGUGUCGCUACCAGCCUAGCUUUUCGGAUAAGCAAUGUUUUCCAACCAAUGAGAAUGGAGAUUCUAGUGAAAGUGGCAGCAGUGGUUGCCUGAGCAAUGAUCCUAACGAGGAGAUUGAUGAACGUGGCGGACCUGCGGAGUUGGAAACUAAUGUGUCUAAAAAUAACCCAUUCGAUAAUUUCUCGUUCAAGAACCUAUCGCAGCUGGCAUAUAUCAACUAUGAUGUGAUAUCCAAAGGUCAGAAAGAAGGAACACCAACAAAUUUGCAUCGAAGAUAACAAACAAAUCAAAGCUACUUGAUAUUUCUGUACAUAGACAUGAAGAAAAACAGAGAAAAACAAAAGGGAAAAUGGAUAUUGAAACAUUGUUUGGCCGCAUAACGCAUAUUAUUUUGCGGUAUGUAGCUGGUUGAUAUUUGUUUGGAUUUGUGGUUAUACGAACAUGGUUUCAGGCUUUGGCAUUCCACCUUCAGAGAGAGGUUGUGAAAUGAUGUUUCUAAGUAAAUUAAGUGAAAGAUGAUCUCAAUGUUCCUUACUGUUUCGCAAUUUGUCUCUUCCAAAUCUGUUCAUAGAAUGUUUUAGGCUGCACAUGAAAUAGAAUCAUCACUCUGUCGUUGUCUU